Hemicordylus capensis (graceful crag lizard) is the source of this 3426-nucleotide messenger RNA. RefSeq names its product BTB domain containing 9 (gene BTBD9). The record is from RefSeq and is a predicted model, not a curated record. Bases 170 to 1978 code for a protein of 602 amino acids. Gene Ontology annotation, biological process: circadian behavior; modulation of chemical synaptic transmission; adult locomotory behavior. Gene Ontology annotation, molecular function: protein binding. The transcript has 11 exons. Lineage: Eukaryota; Metazoa; Chordata; Lepidosauria; Squamata; Cordylidae.
GGAGGUAUUGCUUGUCUCAUCUCGUUUUCCACUUCCCGCCCCCCUCCUCUCCUCCUUUAGGCAGCCGCCGCCUCCCCUCUUCCUCGGUUCCUCUACUCCUCCAGCGCGGUGGGGGCGGGGGACCAAGACGACAAUUGCGACGCUAUCAGAUAUACCAUUCUUCUACAAGAUGAGUAACAGUCACCCACUCCGUCCUUACACAGCAGUAGGUGAAAUUGACCAUGUUCACAUUCUGUCUGAUCAUGUUGGUGUUCUAAUGAAUGGGGAAGAGUACAGCGAUGUUACCUUUAUAGUGGAAAAGAAACGUUUUCCUGCGCACAGAGUGAUUCUGGCAGCAAGGUGUCAGUAUUUCAGAGCAUUGUUAUAUGGCGGAAUGCGUGAAUCACAGCCUGAAGCAGAAAUCCCUCUCCAAGAUACAACUGCAGAGGCCUUUACGAUGUUGUUAAAAUAUAUUUACACAGGCCGUGCCACAUUGAGAGAUGAGAAAGAGGAGGUCCUCUUAGAUUUCUUGAGUUUGGCUCAUAAAUAUGGAUUUCCAGAACUGGAAGAUUCCACCUCUGAGUAUCUUUGUACCAUCCUCAAUAUUCAGAAUGUUUGCAUGACCUACGAUGUUGCUAGUCUCUACUUACUUCCCAAACUGACUUGUAUGUGCUGCAUGUUUAUGGACAGAAAUGCUCAAGAGGUGCUCUCCAGUGAAGGCUUUUUGUCACUUUCUAAGCCAGCUCUUCUCAGUAUUGUAUUGAGGGAUUCAUUUGCUGCUCCUGAAAAGGAUAUUUUCCAAGCCUUGAUAAAUUGGUGUAAACACAACCCCAAGGAAAAUCAUGCUGAAAUUAUGCAGGCAGUAAGAUUGCCACUAAUGAGCUUGACAGAGCUUUUAAAUGUUGUAAGGCCUUCUGGAUUGCUGUCACCUGAUGCCAUUCUGGAUGCCAUUAAAGUUCGUUCUGAAAGUCGGGACAUGGACCUCAACUACAGGGGCAUGUUAAUACCAGGUGAAAACAUUGCCACAAUGAAGUAUGGAGCCCAAGUAGUUAAAGGAGAAUUGAAAUCUGCGUUGUUAGAUGGAGACACACAAAACUAUGAUUUGGAUCAUGGAUUUUCCCGACACCCCAUUGAUGAUGAUUGCCGUUCUGGUAUUGAAAUUAAAUUAGGUCAGCCAUCUAUAAUCAACCACAUAAGAAUACUGCUAUGGGACCGUGAUAGCAGGUCUUACUCCUAUUAUAUUGAGGUGUCCAUGGAUGAACUGGACUGGAUUCGUGUAAUUGAUCACUCCAAAUACCUCUGUCGGUCGUGGCAAAAAUUGUAUUUUCCUGCCCGUGUCUGCAGGUAUAUCAGAAUAGUUGGAACACAUAACACAGUGAACAAAGUUUUCCAUAUCGUGGCUUUUGAAUGCAUGUUCACCAACAAAACCUUUACUCUUGAGAAAGGGCUGAUAGUUCCCACUGAGAAUGUUGCAACUGUUGCAGACUGUGCCAGCGUGAUUGAGGGCGUGAGCCGAAGUCGCAAUGCCUUGUUGAAUGGGGACACAAAGAAUUAUGACUGGGAUUCUGGGUAUACGUGCCAUCAACUAGGCAGCGGUGCUAUUGUAGUACAGCUGGCACAGCCUUACAUGAUUGGAUCAAUUCGGCUACUUCUCUGGGAUUGUGAUGACAGGAGCUACAGCUAUUAUAUCGAAGUUUCCACUAACCAGCAGCAGUGGACCAUGGUGGCUGACAGAACAAAGGUUUCCUGCAAAUCUUGGCAGGUAGUAACGUUUGACAGACAAGCAGCAUCUUUUAUCAGAAUUGUUGGAACUCACAACACAGCUAAUGAGGUGUUUCACUGUGUGCAUUUUGAAUGCCCUGCUCAAACUACUGCUCACAAAGAAGAGGUUAGUGAGGAAGAUGUGGGCACAGGUGGGCAGCAGCUGGCAUCCCGCCCACCUCGAGCUUCAAGCACCAGCUCUGUACACUCCCUCCCAGGAUCCACCUCACAUUCAUAAGCUCACCAACCAUACAAGAGAGCAGAGAAGAGUAUUUGCAUUUGCGGAGAAGAGCAUUUCCAGUGCCAUGAUAAAAAUGUGUACCAUCUUUUUGUAUAGGCACCUCUUCAUUCUCCGUGUGGAUAAAGGGGACCAUAAGUGGCAGCUGGAGAUGUUCAAAUGGAGAAGGCUACCCAAAGACACAAUGGCGCUGCUACACACUUUCCACUUGGUUCAAAACGGGACGUUCUGAGGGGCAGGGGAAAUCGCCUUUCAGUUUGCAUCAAGUCUCUUAUAUUUACACCCUACCUCUUUAACCUAACGCAGGCAGGUAGAGCUGCAGGAAACAAACACAAAAACCAAGCCAAAUUGUAACACAGACAUGCCAUAUGAACAGUGGGGGAAAGAAGCAGUUGUAUAUGCCUUCAGAAGGCACCUGCUGGGAAAUAGGUCUUCCCUGAGAAUGUUUAUGGAAAAUCUGUCUAAAGAAGACAUAUUAUUUUUAUUAUUUAAUUUAUUCCUAAUCCAUAUUUCUCUGUAAAUUGUAAGCUGUUUGAAAACUCUGUGUAUAUAUUUAUAGAUCUGUUUCUUGGCUUGCGUUUUUCCAGUUGAAAUACUUCUAUGUUUAUCAUGCCAUCGUCAGUUAGAUCUUCUUGAUAGAGGCAGGCAUGUGAUAAUCUCACUCCUUUAGUCUCUUUCGCAAGGAAAACCCCACAAGGAGGUCAUGCAUAGGCUGUGUUGGAAUUCUAGCUAUCUGAAAUAAGUUACAAAUGGUCACUUUUUACCAUUGUAAAACUGAUAGGUUCCUAAAGAGAAGCAAAUAUUGACUGUUUUAUGAAUUAUUAAAGCAGGUUUUAAUUAUCUAAAGAUUAAUAUCUAAAAUUUUUGUGUUGGGAAAACAGAAAUCUAGUGAACAGCCAAUAUUUCAGGUAGAUUUGGUAUUGCUUGGAUAUGAGACUACAGUGCCAGCUAUUUAUUGUCAUAUUUGUUUUUAAAAAAACAAGAGUACAUUGUUCCAUUAGAAAUUAAAACACACACACACACACACACACACACACUUACUUCUAAGAAGCUUUUUGUAUAAUCUCCAUAAAUACAGAUUCAAAUUUGGAUAUUAUAGUUGGAUUUGUUUUAUGUUUUAUGUAAUUUACAUCCCAGCACUAUCUAUUCUUUGUAAUUUAAUCAGAUUACUUGUUUGUUUAUUCUGAACAUUUUUACCUACAGUAUUUGCCACCUCCAGUUCAUGCAACAUUCACUUGUGCUACAUGUACAUUUGCCAGAGUGGAAGUGGCUGUGUAUUUACACAAAAAUAUUUAUUCCUCUAAUUAGGAAAAUGAAAUGCAUUUGUCUUGAAAUAUGUGAUUUUGGAGAACAUUAUUGUCAACUUGAUUUUUCUAAAUUUGUGUAAUAGUUUGGUGCAAAUUGUAUUGACUAUAGUGUCUUAUAAAUAACAUUGUUGUCACCUGUGA